UUAUAUUUGACGAUAGUUUUUUAUAUAUUGCACUGCCCUGUCUUUACAGGGAGAACUUCAGCAACUUAGAUAAUUUCGCAAUUGAUUUAAUCGCUUGCAUGGCCAAGUUUGGGACCACUUGCAACCCUGCAAAACUUUUUAUUCCAGUUUGAAAUAUUUGGUCUUAUUUUCUUAUAAGUGGUUCUACUUAAAUUCCUAAAUUGAACCGGUUUAGUAAACUCUUUCAUGGUUUAAAAUAAGUUGCAGUACGUGAACGCUACUGUUACAUAGAUAUUUUGCAAGCAUGGCUGUGCAAGUUUGCAAUGCUUCAGUGAGUUAUCGAAGUUCAGCGACAAGUGUUCUAAAUGGCGUCUGCUUGCAAGUGGAUCCGGGAACUAUAUAUUGUUUACUGGGUUCUAGCGGCUGCGGUAAAACAACUUUGCUUUCGUGCAUCACGGGAAUGCAGAAGCUGGAUAGUGGUUUCAUCUCAGUUUUCGGAAGAACCGUGUGGUCUAAAGAAUUGCUUGCUCGUAAUAUUUUGGGAUAUAUGCCGCAGGAUUUAUGCCUUCACAAGUAUUUGACGAUUGGAGAAAUGAUUUCCUUGUACGGACACAUUGGCGGAAUGAAAGGCAGUGACCUGGAAAAGAGAGUUCAAUUUUUAAUUCAGCUUUUACAAUUGAGAGACUCUAAUGUUCUAAUCAGCACGUUAAGUGGGGGACAAUGCAGACGCGUAUCAUUGGCUCUAGCCCUUGUCCAUAAUCCGCCUUUACUAAUCCUUGACGAACCAGUUGUAGGUUUGGACCCUUUGCUGCGUGAGAGUAUUUGGAAUCAUUUGGCUAGCCUGGCAAGAAACACGACAAUAAUUUUGACAACACACUAUACAGAAGAAACAAUUCGAUGUGACCGGAUAGGGAUACUAAGACAUGGAAGGAUAAUUGCUGAUGAUACUCCGCUAAAUUUAAUAAAUAAAUACAACACAUUACUAAUUCAAGACGCGGUUUUAAAAAUUUGUAAAGACGACAAUGAAAUGGCAAUUACGCAUGAAACUCAAAAUUUACCCAUAAUUGAGAACAAGGGAAGCUUUCCUCUUAACGACGCCUUAGGAGGAAGUAGUGGAACCAUUAUUUAUGCACUGCUGAAAAGGAACUUAACAUCGCAAAUUAGGAAUCCAAUGAUGAUUUGUCUACAAAUAAUGAUGCCAAUCCUACAAACUCUCCUGGGUGACUUGAUUACUGGAGGGGAUCCGAAAAUGGUCACGCUUUCUUUAAUCUCUUCCCCUUACUCGUGUGGUCAAAAUUCAUCCAGGUGUUUUUAUGACGAAGAUUAUGCUACGUGUAGUUUCAUUAGAAAAUUGAAUUCUGAGGAUAUUUCUCUGAACUGGAGAGCCUCGAUGGCUGAUGGGCUGACUGCCAUUGCCAACGGAGAAGACAAUGGCCUGUUGCACCUGCCUUCCAAUUUUAGUACACACUUAUUGACCAGAUUUUUUGAGGGGAACUUUGCAACAAACGAGUCAAUUGAUGGCUCAACAAUUACGACCAGGUUGGAUAUGUCAAACGCCAUUCUUGGAGGUUUCUUAGCUAACAAGAUAAAGAACGCAUACUUCUUUUUCCUCAAAGAAAUCGCGGCAGAUUGUGGGAGAGACAGCCGUUUGGCCGACAUCCCCCUGAAGUUUAACCCAAUUUACGGCCAGUUGGAGGGAGGGUGGGAGGAGUAUUUUCAGCCGAGCAUGAUAAUCGAUAUGAGUUUCCUCUUUCCUGCCGCGAUUAUUUCGGGGUUCCUCGUCCUCGAUAAGGCCAACGGGACGCUAAGCCGUGCCGCUGCGAUGGGCGUCAGUUUAACGCACACCGUAGUUUCUGCAUUUCUCACCCAGUUCUUAUUCCUCAUUUGCCAAGUGUUUACCCUCCUGGCAUUUCUUACGGUGUUUUCUAAUCUUGAAAUUAACGGAUCCUGGUUACUUUUCAUUGGUCUCCUUGUGUUAGUUGGAUCUACAGGAAUUACCUUUGGAAUAUUCCUCGCGACCGCUUGUAGUCAUGUUACGGAAGUGAUGUUCAUCAUGGUUUGGAUGAUAUUUACAGCAAUUUUUUCCACCGGUUCUAUGUGGCCGAUGGAGAGUGUUGUCCCCUGGUUUAGAUAUUUUUGUUAUAUUUAUCCAAUAACUCUACCACUGGAAGGGUUAAGAUCAAUUGCAUCGAGAGGAUGGGGGUUGGAGCACGUACAAGUUUCUGUUGGAUUUGGGGUAUUGGUCGGAUUGAGUAUAAUUUUCGUAGUGAUGAAUUAUGUUGUUGCAAAGUGUCGAAAAUAAAAUACUUUCUAUAUUGUUCGAAAAUAAAACAAAUUGCCAAAUUUCAUGAUAACUGAC
Folsomia candida is the source of this 2338-nucleotide messenger RNA. Its product is annotated as ABC transporter G family member 23. The record is from RefSeq and is a predicted model, not a curated record. Gene Ontology annotation, cellular component: membrane. NCBI's taxonomy places the organism in Eukaryota, Metazoa, Arthropoda, Collembola, Entomobryomorpha, Isotomidae. Gene Ontology annotation, molecular function: ABC-type transporter activity; ATP binding; ATP hydrolysis activity. Bases 284 to 2281 code for a protein of 665 amino acids. The transcript has 15 exons.